This is a messenger RNA of Seriola dumerili (greater amberjack), 2747 nucleotides long. RefSeq names its product GRAM domain-containing protein 2B-like. NCBI's taxonomy places the organism in Eukaryota, Metazoa, Chordata, Actinopteri, Carangiformes, Carangidae. The record is from RefSeq and is a predicted model, not a curated record. The coding region runs from base 212 to 1345 and encodes 377 amino acids. The transcript is spliced from 13 exons.
UUCUGGCAGGAUGUUGCGAAGGACACUGACUUAACUCGCACAAAAACUCAUCUUGGACUUCUCCUUUAGAACAUUAAAUCUUUUUACAGGUGGCAUAUUGGUGUUCUUUAUUUUUAUCAUUUCUCAGCUUUAAUUGUGUAAAGCCAUUGUUUAUAGCAUAUAGAGAAAAGAGCGGGGUUUUUUUUUGUUAUUUUUCCUUUAAGGAAAGGAAAUGCCUACUGUCAGUAGGUAUAUGAGUUUUCGUUCAUCCAAGCGACUUAAAUUGAUCAGCAGCUACCCAGUAGACAGCAGUGGUGGCGGGCUGCCAGAAAAAGUGAAGAAAAGCAGGAGCAGCUUAAGCAAUGGCAGCAUCAAGAAGGUGGAGACCAGGAAAGCCUUGAGCCUGGAAGCAGCCCAAAUCGAGAUCCAGCAACAGCACAAAACCCUCACCAGACAAGUAGCCAUCAGGUCGCAGACGUUCGAUGUUGACAGCAGAGGCUUUGAGAAGACAGAAGGCCCAAGCACACAAAGUAGUUUCAUAAAGCACAACAAGACAUUCCACAAGUUGUUUCCAGACAUUCCUGAGAGUGAAGACUUGAUACAUGCAUACAUCUGUGCGCUGCAGAAGGAAGUGCCCUACCAUGGUCGGCUGUACAUCACAGACACCCAUGCCUGUUUCUACUCUUCAGUCUUACUCAAGGACACUAAGGUAGUGAUUCCAGUUUCCUGCAUUCACAUUGUGAAGAAGCAGAACACAGCUUUGCUGGUGCCCAACGCCUUGUCGAUCCGCACCACAGAAGGAGACAAGUUCCUGUUUGUGUCACUGCGGAACAGAGAAUCAUGUUAUCAGCUGCUGCGUUCAGUCUCUCCUCAGAUAGAGGAUGGUAGCACAAAUAGUAGCCCGGUCUUCUCCUCAGCCGAGAACAGCUUUGAUAAGAGCAAACUUGUGCAGAACUCCAGCCAGUCCAGUUUGGACGACAGCUUCGACCAGUUCGACGGCUCUGAAUCUCAAUCUUUACAGGACCAGCCUCUGCAUAGACCACACAGAGAGGCAGUGCCUAAUUGUAAUGGCUCGCCUUUCAGGAGCCUGCACAUGCAGCAGAGUGAUAGCUCGUCUUCAGAGGAGCUGUCUGCUUCAGGUGGAUCGUGGGUUUGGAAUGUGACAGAAAAGGCUAAGUCCAUGCUGGUUCAGAGAGAAACCAGCACCCUCAACACUCUACUCUUCAUUUACUUGAUUUUGGUUGUGCUGCUGCUGCUGUCUUCAGGCUACAUUGGUUUGCGUAUCGUGGCUCUGGAGGAACAGCUGACAUCCCUUGGGGCUCUGCCUGAGUUCACUUUACAGAGCGGGUACCGCCAAGACACAUAACACUCGGUGACUAAAGGAGAGAUUGGUUGACCUGUGACUGAAGGAUUAUUUUAGCCUCUUCCCAGCAGAACCCAGUGGAGAACUUGUGUACUCAGACUGUGCUGCCAAUGUGGCCUGUGCUGUUGGCUUGAGGACGAGUGGCCAACCUGUGCAAUUUCAAAGACAACUUGUAAACUUGAAGGGCUAUACUUCCUCCUAGUGCAGUAAACAAAAGGACAUGCCACGACUUAGUCGCACAGAGCCGAGCCAAAAUGCAUACAUACUGCCUGGUUGCAGCGUGUCUGUCAUUCAAACCAAAGCCAAACGGCUCUAAUUUAGCACGGUGCCACACUAGCCAAGGUGAUGGGCACUUUCCUGACAGAAACUGUUCCACAUCUGUGAAUUUAUGUUACCCAUUGUCCUUCAUUCAUUCUCUUCUCCAUGAGCAUGCAGUCUGAACAGGGCUAUACCAAUCAGCAUUAGCCUGCUAUAGUGCUAUGCAUAGCCAAAGAUGCACACAGUGCACGUCUAUUGCAUGAGUGCACGGAGAUGACUUUUAAUUGAUUUUCUAUCUCUUAUUUACCCUUCCAUCUAUCAACAGUAUAUACAAAUCUGUCUCUCUGUUUGACUUCAGUAACCUUUGGGUACUUCUCUUCUUAAUGGCUCUUUUCUUCCUAAUCAGCUGUGGGUUGAAAUGAUGAUAGCUGAAUUCAGAUCAACCUAUGGAGGCUUGAAACUCUCCUGAUGGUCGUAUCCUUUCUCUCUUUCUCCAAUCAGCAAUGAUUGCAGUACUACUUUCCUCUUACUUUGGCAUGAUUUAAACUUGUUUAAUGAUCAAUGCUCAGAGGUUAUUCUUUCUCCAGUCUCUACUGGAUGAAUGCAUCAUCAAUGCACAAAUAUUUAGUACAAUAGGAUAUGAGGAGGUAGUCUCAGAGGUAUUCAUUUGUUUUUGUGUACGGCUUUUCUAUGACUUUUGUCUUGAAAAGUAGACUUAUAAUCUGUCUGGUUCAGAUGUCUGUCGAUGUUCUGUUUUAUACCGGGAAAAAAUGACCACGUUGUGUUAAAGUACAAACAUCUCUUUCACGGGCCUCUUGAGGACCAUGUGGCAUUUCUAGAACUUUCAGGUUAUUUAACGUAGCACCAAUAAUUUAUUUCUAAUGUUCAUGCACGUGUCUGCAAAAUCGACACUUAACUGAUACUGUAUAUGCAUUCUCGCUCUUUAUCACCCAGAGAGGAGAGUAUGCAACCACACUUGCUGUAAGGUCCAAGUUUUCAUCAGCAAAACAAGUGGUCCCAGAAAGAAAUUUCAAUAUGCAACAAAAUAUUAUUAUUAUUAUGCAUGACAAAAUGUAAUUUAUCUUUGUGUGCUGUUUUUUUAAUUGGAGCUUGAUGUUUUGGGGGUAAAAAAUUGUGGAAGAAGAAG